AUGGCCUCGGGCCAGCCAUUUGGGUCGCGCUCCUACGCCGGCACCAAGCUGCCUGACCGUUCAACCAACCCCAACGCCAUGCCAUUCAGCACCUCAGCUUUCUCCCGCCACCGGGCUCUAGGAGCUAGUGCACCUAAUGAGUUCGCUGGCGAAGGUCAUCAGGGCCAGCAGAAUGCUGUACCUACCGCGACGCAGUCUCAUGGGCCGGCGCAGGAUACGAACCCGUUGAAUCGAUUGACGGAGGAACAGAGGGAGGAGAUUAAUGAAGCUUUCACCCUCUUCGACCUCGACCGCGACCGCCACCUAGACUACCACGAACUACGCGUCGCCUUCCGCGCUCUCGGCUUCACUCUCUCAAAACAAGAACUAAUCUCCCUCCUAACAACAUACGGAGUACCGCGCCCACAAGUGCAACAGCAACAACAACAGCAACCAAGCCAAGCACCCAGCAAGGCGAACACAGGCCCAAACCCGCAACACCCAUCUAACCUCCUCAUGCCUCUAUCCUCCUUCCAAGCCGUGACAGCGCUGAAGAUUCUAGAGCGGGAUCCGCGGGACGAGAUCCUGCGUGCCUUCGAGCUAUUCGACGAAGGCGGCAAGGGAUUUAUCGGACUUGAUGAUCUGAGACGUGUUGCUCGCGAGCUUGGAGAGACGGGACUUGAGGAGGAGGAGUUGAGGGCUAUGAUUGAGGAGUUUGACCUUGAGGGAGUUGGCGGUGUUACGCGUGAGGCGUUCGUGGGAAUCUGCUGGCAGUGA
Molecule: messenger RNA, 756 nt
Organism: Penicillium taxi
Lineage: Eukaryota; Fungi; Ascomycota; Eurotiomycetes; Eurotiales; Aspergillaceae
Gene: cdc31
Product: putative cell division control protein Cdc31
Exons: 2
Coding region: 1-756 (251 amino acids)
Biological process (GO): spindle pole body duplication
Cellular component (GO): half bridge of spindle pole body; mitotic spindle pole body
Molecular function (GO): microtubule binding; calcium ion binding
Source: RefSeq, a predicted model, not a curated record